This is a messenger RNA of Neoarius graeffei (lesser salmon catfish), 2242 nucleotides long. RefSeq names its product succinate-CoA ligase GDP/ADP-forming subunit alph (gene suclg1). The record is from RefSeq and is a predicted model, not a curated record. The transcript has 9 exons. Gene Ontology annotation, molecular function: succinate-CoA ligase (ADP-forming) activity; succinate-CoA ligase (GDP-forming) activity. Gene Ontology annotation, cellular component: succinate-CoA ligase complex (ADP-forming); mitochondrion. The coding region runs from base 76 to 1056 and encodes 326 amino acids. Gene Ontology annotation, biological process: tricarboxylic acid cycle. NCBI's taxonomy places the organism in Eukaryota, Metazoa, Chordata, Actinopteri, Siluriformes, Ariidae.
GCGCGCACGAGUGUGCAUUAGUGAGUGUGUGCAUGUGUGCGCGCGCGCUUGUGUGUCAUUGCUGAGUGACCCAGGAUGUCUCGCUGCAGGCUGCUCGCGCGGCUCCUCUUGCAGCAGCAGCAGGUGGGAGUCAGACACUGUUACACGGCCACACGGAAAAGUCUAUACAUCAGCAAAGACACUAAAGUCAUCUGUCAGGGUUUUACAGGAAAACAGGGGACGUUCCACAGUCAGCAGGCUCUGGAUUAUGGCUCCAAGUUAGUCGGAGGCGUGUCUCCUGGAAAAGGCGGGAAGUCUCACCUGGGGUUGCCGGUGUUCAACUCUGUGAAGGAGGCGAGGGUGGGAACAGGUGCCGAUGCCACGGUGAUCUAUGUUCCUCCUCCAUUCGCGGCGGCGGCCAUCAUCGAAGCCAUCGACGCUGAGAUGCCGCUGGUGGUGUGUAUCACGGAGGGAAUCCCCCAGCAGGACAUGGUGCGGGUCAAACACAAGCUCCUUCGCCAGAACAUCACCCGCCUCGUCGGGCCCAACUGCCCCGGCGUCAUCAACCCUGGAGAGUGUAAAAUCGGGAUCAUGCCUGGACACAUUCACAAGAAAGGAAGAAUCGGUAUCGUGUCGAGGUCUGGCACCCUGACGUAUGAAGCCGUACACCAGACUACACAGGUGGGACUGGGCCAGUCUCUGUGUGUCGGAAUCGGCGGAGAUCCGUUUAACGGCACCAACUUCAUCGACUGUCUCGAGGUGUUCCUGCAGGACCCGAAAACAGACGGCAUCAUUCUGAUCGGAGAGAUCGGGGGCAACGCUGAGGAGAACGCAGCCGAGUUUCUGAAACAGCACAACACUGGUGCCAACGCUAAACCGGUGGUAUCAUUUAUUGCCGGCCUCACGGCGCCCCCUGGCAGGAGGAUGGGUCAUGCUGGUGCCAUCAUCGCAGGAGGAAAGGGCGGGGCUAAAGAGAAGAUUGCGGCCCUGCAGUCAGCAGGUGUGGUGGUCAGCAUGUCCCCUGCCCAGCUGGGAAGUACCAUGUUCAAGGAAUUCGAGAAGAGGAAGAUGCUGUAACGUGGACGAGCCUCACCAAUAUCACAGCAGUGUAUUCUUUUGAUUUUGGCCAUGAAUUUCCAACUUGUGGAGAAUUUUCCAGAACCUGAUUGUUGUUUUAUGGCAGUGAGGAAGCUGACAGUUGUAAUCAUCCUCAGUGAAGUUAAAAGCGUUAACAUUCACAUCAGCGUCGCGGGGAGCAUGGGGCGGCGCAUGUACGUUGUGUUUUAUCUCCAUUUUCACCUCUGCCUCGUCCAUCAUCAGCACCUGAAAUAUAAUAUAAUAUAUAUAAUUCUCUUUCCUCCUCCUCCGUGUUAUAAGUUUUGUUCUUUUGACAUGUCGAGGUGUCACUACUUCUUUUCACUUCUCGCAAGGAGUCCGUCCUCCGGGUCCAUGAGUCUGUCUCCGUCCCGGUUUCCCCUCCUACACACACGUACACGUGCAUGUCAAAAAUUAUUUUGAAAAACCUGGAGCUAGAGUUGAAAUCACACACCAGUGCUUGCUUUGAUCACUCCAGGACGCUUCGCUGCACCGUCUGUGUUUUUCUCCAAUUCUGAACCCGUCUCUGAACUUAUUUAGCAGCGUCACUCAGGCUCACUCUCAAUUCCAACCAAUUUGGAGUCUGUUAUUGAAAAUGGCCGUCUUGUGCCCUGUGUAUUAGAGGCUUUUAGAACGCCUCGCCGUUCUCACGUAUGUGUUUAUUAAUUCUGACACGCCGCAGUAGCAUAAAUUGUCUCUUUUGCUCGUAAUGACAUGCAUUCGCCAUUCUUUUUUUUUCCACUUUUCUUUUCCUCCGCUGAGGAACGAAAGUGCCGGUUCGAUCUUUGCCAAGCGCUUUUUAGAAAACCACUCAUCAAAAUGUCAACGCAAAACAAUUCCUAACAUCUGAAAAUCAAAUUUGCAGAAGAACGAUAGCAAUCAGACGUCCACAAUAUGUACAAGGUUUUAUUGUUGCCUUUCUGUGCUGAAAGACACAAGGAAAAGCUUUGAUUUCUAGAGAAUGGAUAAAGAAUGGCCUGUAAUAACAAUGUGAUGUGGCAUUUUGGUUCGAACGUAAAAAGGAAAGUGAAUUAAAAAGUGAUUAAAAAAAAAAACUCAUUGGUGUUGAAGCUAGAACUCCAUAUCAACCAAACCUUAAUUAUGGUGGAAGUGUACGAGAACCCUGUAAUUACACAGUUUAAAUAAAUCUGAUUAAAGUGAUUAAAAA